Molecule: messenger RNA, 296 nt
Organism: Enterobius vermicularis (human pinworm)
Lineage: Eukaryota; Metazoa; Nematoda; Chromadorea; Rhabditida; Oxyuridae
Source: the annotation of a GenBank genome assembly
AUGGGAAGGAGAGAAGAGGAGAGGAGAGGAGCGGGGGAAAUUCUUCCAAUAUGCAUUUGGUGUUGCUGCUUGUUGCCGUUGCAGCUGCUGUUGCUAGCGAUUGUUGAUGGUUGUGUUGGUAGUGGUGCUGCCGCUGCUACUGCCUUUGAUGAUGAUGAUGAUGAUGAUGAUGAUGAUGUUGAUGAUGAUGAUAAUGAUGAUGGUGAUGGCGAUGAUGACGACGAUGGUGGUGGUGGUGUAUUAGCGAAAUGGGAACCGACAUUGAAGAGGUGGCUGAGCAGCUGUUGUUAUUGAGA